AUGUUGAUGGAUUCUAGUGAGGCUGUCCUUGGAGCCAAGUCUCAGCUCAUAAGUCCUGAAAUAACCCCGGCGUCUGGAUGUCUGGACCUCACCUUCCACUACUACCUGUACGGCACCAGCACCACUAUGGAGCUCAGCGUCCACACCAUCACUCCAGGUGGAAGCCUUGGACCUGCUCUCUUCACUGUGAGGGGGAACCAGGGUCAGGGCUGGAAGCCUGCAGAGGCCCAGUACUUGGGAACUGCUGCCAUUCAGUUUGUGAUUGUGGGAACCUUUGGAGAAACUCCUAAGACAGAUAUUGCCGUUGAUGCUGUGUGUGUCAUGGCUUGCAAAGCUCAGCCAACAACUCCUCUACCACCAAUAACAACUCCAACUACACCUAAACCUACAACUCCAGGACCAACUACACCUAAACCUACAACUCCAGGACCAACUACACCUAAACCUACAACUCCUGGACCAACUACAGCCAAGCCACCAAAACCAUGCCCUCCUGAUGCAGAUUAUAUAGAAUGUGGCCCAGCUUGUAUCCCCACCUGUAUGGAACCCUCCACCAACUGUUCUGGCUCCUGUAUCAGUGGCUGCUUCUGCAGACCAGGGUUUGUCUUCAAAGGACGGCACUGUGUGCCAUUGGAGAAAUGUGGCUGUCUGGACGGCCAGAAUAACUAUUAUGAGCCUGGCGAGAUCAUAUUUGGAGAUGGCUGCUCAACGCUGUGUCGCUGUGCAGGGAACUACUCUUUGGAAUGUGUCGAUAACUCCUGUGACCCUACUGAAGAGUGCCGCAAGGUCAAUGGUGUUUCAGGCUGCUAUCCUAAAGGUACCUCCACAUGCGUAGCAUCUGGUGAUCCCCACUACACCACUUUUGACAAACGCAACUACAACUUCAUGGGCAACUGCAGCUACUUGAUGUCUGGACCCUGUAAUAAAACAACUCUGCCAUUCUUUGAGGUCCAUGCCGACAAUGAAAAUCGCUUUAACACGCCCACCAUCUCCUAUGUGAAGGCCGUACAUGUAUAUGUGCGCAUGUUGAAGAUCUCCAUCCUCAAAGGUGGCACUGUGCAGGUGAAUGGGACCAAUGUAAACGUGCCAGUGUCUCCGGCCCCUGGUGUCUCUGUGUUCAAGUCAGGAAAGUUCUACACUGUAUCCAUGGACUUUGGUGUGACUGUUCGUUACGAUGGAAACCAUUUCAUGGACAUCAAAGUGAUCAAAGACUAUGAGAACCAGCUGUGUGGCCUGUGUGGAGAUUACGAUGGAGAUGCCAAAGAUGACUUCCGUAAACCAGAUGGAUCGUUGACCAACAAUGCCAAUGACUUUGGACACAGCUGGAACACCGAUUCAGAGUGUAAUAAGAAACCCAACACCACCAUCCCUGAGUGUGAUGGAGAGCAAGAACUGUAUGAGAGCUCUGGAUACUGUGGCAUCCUGCUGGACAAAAAGGGUCCCUUCGCUGUGUGCCACCCCAAAGUCAAUCCAAAUAAUUACUUCAAGGACUGUGUCUUUGACCUGUGUGCGCUGGAUGGAGCCAAGCCCGUUCUGUGUGAAGCCAUAGAAGCCUACGUCAACGAAUGCCAGGACCGCGGGGUGAACAUCGGACCCUGGAGGAAUAGCACCUUCUGCCCUCUGGACUGCGGCCCAAACAGCCACUAUGAGCCCUGUGCAGACCCCUGUCAGGAGACGUGUACUGGGAAACCUCCCUCCUGCAGUGGGCCCUGCUCUGAAAGCUGUGUGUGUGAUCCUGGCUACGUCCUGAGUGCCGGCAAGUGUGUCAGAAAGAGUUCUUGUGGCUGCAACUACAACGGCCAGUAUUAUGAGCCUGGAGACGAGUUUUAUCAGGCGGACUGUAUGUUGAAGUGUAAGUGCGAUGCUCCCUUCGUUACCUGUGUGGCCUCUGAAUGUCCCCCAAUGCACGAGUGUAAACACCAGGAUGGAGAGCUGGGCUGCUAUCCCACCAGCUCUCAGGACUGUGUGGUGUCUGGAGAUCCUCACUACAACACGUUUGACAAAAAGUUCUACAGCUUCAUGGGAACAUGUACCUACACCCUGGCCAGAACCUGCAAGAACACCACAGGUCCCUGGUUCUCAGUGGAGGGGAAGAAUGAGGAGAGAGGAAUGCCAGGGUUGUCCUACCUGAGAAAGCUCUACGUGACUGUGAAUGGAAUCACUGUGACCCUGAUGAAGGCCAGGAGGACGCUGGUGAACGGACUGCGAGUGUCCCUCCCUCACUCCCCCUCCCCUCUCAUCUCUCUCAGUCUGGCCGGCCAGUACAUCACCCUGCAGACGCCCUUCGGCCUCCGGGUGCGCUGGGAUGGAAACCAUUACGCCCAGAUCUCAGUUCCCAGCUCCUACCACGACCAGAUGUGCGGCCUCUGCGGCGACUACGACGGGAACCCAAACAACGACUUCACCAAGCCAGAUGGCACUCUGGGAGGCAACGUCAACGACUUCGGCAACAGCUGGCAGACAAAAGAAGACGAGGAUGACUCGUGUAGCCAAGGCACUGGGCCCAGCCCAGACUGUGACCCCAAACUGGAGGCUGAGGUGGUGAAGCCAGACAAAUGUGGCAAACUCAAAGACCCUGCUGGACCCUUCAGGGAGUGUAUCGGUGUGGUGAAUCCCACUCCGUUCUUCCAGAGCUGUGUGUAUGACAUGUGCCAGUUCCAAGGCCAGCAGCAUGUGCUGUGUGACCAGCUCCAGGCCUACACCGACGCCUGCCAGAGCGCCGGAGCCAAAGUCCACCCGUGGAGGACUCCAAGCUUCUGUCCCCUGGCCUGUCCUCCCAACAGCUCCUACUCCCUGUGUGUGAGUUCGUGUCCGGAGACGUGUCUGGGUGUGUCCGGGCCCCCCGGCUGCGAGGACUUGUGUGUGGAGGGCUGCGAGUGUAAGCCGGGCUUCAUCCUCAGCAACGACAAGUGUGUGUCCCUGAAAGACUGCGGCUGCGUGGACCCCAGUGGAUCCUAUCACCCUGUGGAUGAUAACUGGUACCUGGAGGGUUGUGAGCAGAAGUGUGUGUGUCACAGCGGAGGUUUGAUCCAGUGUCACAACAGCAGCUGUAAGCCGACCACUGAGAGCUGCCAGCUCCACGACGGAGAAUAUGAAUGUCGUCCUCUGGGACCAACUACACCUAAACCUACAACUCCAGGACCAACUACACCUAAACCUACAACUCCAGGACCAACUACACCUAAACCUACAACUCCAGGACCAACUACACCUAAACCAACAACUCCAGGACCAACUACACCUAAACCUACAACUCCAGGACCAACUACACAUAAACCUACAACUCCAGGACCAACUACACCUAAACCAACAACUCCUGGACCAACUACACCUAAACCUACAACUCCAGGACCAACUACACCUAAACCAACAACUCCUGGACCAACUACACCUAAACCUACAACUCCAGGACCAACCACAGCCAAGCCACCAAAACCAUGCCCUCCUGAUGCAGAUUAUAUAGAAUGUGGCCCAGCUUGUAUCCCCACCUGUAUGGAACCCUCCACCAACUGUUCUGGCUCCUGUAUCAGUGGCUGCUUCUGCAGACCAGGGUUUGUCUUCAAAGGACGGCACUGUGUGCCAUUGGAGAAAUGUGGCUGUCUGGACGGCCAGAAUAACUAUUAUGAGCCUGGCGAGAUCAUAUUUGGAGAUGGCUGCUCAACGCUGUGUCGCUGUGCAGGGAACUACUCUUUGGAAUGUGUCGAUAACUCCUGUGACCCUACUGAAGAGUGCCGCAAGGUCAAUGGUGUUUCAGGCUGCUAUCCUAAAGGUACCUCCACAUGCGUAGCGUCUGGUGAUCCCCACUACACCACUUUUGACAAACGCAACUACAACUUCAUGGGCAACUGCAGCUACUUGAUGUCUGGACCCUGCAAUACAACAACUCUGCCAUUCUUUGAGGUCCAUGCCGACAAUGAACAUCGCUUUAACACGCCCACCAUCUCCUAUGUGAAGGCCGUACAUGUAUAUGUGCGCAUGUUGAAGAUUUCCAUCCUCAAAGGUGGCACUGUGCAGGUGAAUGGGACCAAUGUAAACCUGCCAGUGUCUCCGGCCCCUGGUGUCUCUGUGUUCAAGUCAGGAAAGUUCUACACUGUAUCCAUGGACUUUGGUGUGACUGUUCGUUACGAUGGAAACCACUUCAUGGACAUCAAAGUGAUCAAAGACUAUGAGAACCAGCUGUGUGGCCUGUGUGGAGAUUACGAUGGAGAUGCCAAAGAUGACUUCCGUAAACCAGAUGGAUCGUUGACCGACAAUGCCAAUGACUUUGGACACAGCUGGAACACCGAUUCAGAGUGUAAUAAGAAACCCAACACCACCAUCCCUGAGUGUGAUGGAGAGCAAGAACUGUAUGAGAGCUCUGGAUACUGUGGCAUCCUGCUGGACAAAAAGGGUCCCUUCGCUGUGUGCCACCCCAAAGUCAACCCAAAUAAUUACUUCAAGGACUGUGUCUUUGACCUGUGUGCGCUGGAUGGAGCCAAGCCCGUUCUGUGUGAAGCCAUAGAAGCCUACGUCAACGAAUGCCAGGACCGCGGUGUGAACAUCGGACCCUGGAGGAAUAGCACCUUCUGCCCUCUGGACUGCGGCCCAAACAGCCACUAUGAGCCCUGUGCAGACCCCUGUCAGGAGACGUGUACUGGGAAACCUCCCUCCUGCAGUGGGCCCUGCUCUGAAAGCUGUGUGUGUGAUCCUGGCUACGUCCUGAGUGCCGGCAAGUGUGUCAGAAAGAGUUCUUGUGGCUGCAACUACAACGGCCAGUAUUAUGAGCCUGGAGACGAGUUUUAUCAGGCGGACUGUAUGUUGAAGUGUAAGUGCGAUGCUCCCUUCGUUACCUGUGUGGCCUCUGAAUGUCCCCCAAUGCACGAGUGUAAACACCAGGAUGGAGAGCUGGGCUGCUAUCCCACCAGCUCUCAGGACUGUGUGGUGUCUGGAGAUCCUCACUACAACACGUUUGACAAAAAGUUCUACAGCUUCAUGGGAACAUGUACCUACACCCUGGCCAGAACCUGCAAGAACACCACAGGUCCCUGGUUCUCAGUGGAGGGGAAGAAUGAGGAGAGAGGAAUGCCAGGGUUGUCCUACCUGAGAAAGCUCUACGUGACUGUGAAUGGAAUCACUGUGACCCUGAUGAAGGCCAGGAGGACGCUGGUGAACGGACGGCGAGUGUCCCUCCCUCACUCCCCCUCCCCUCUCAUCUCUCUCAGUCUGGCCGGCCAGUACAUCACCCUGCAGACGCCCUUCGGCCUCCGGGUGCGCUGGGAUGGAAACCAUUACGCCCAGAUCUCAGUUCCCAGCUCCUACCACGACCAGAUGUGCGUGCUGGAAUCUGAGAAUUUCCUUAAGCCUUCCCUGGAGAUUCCCAUAAAGCUCAAGUGUCAGAAUCCAAUAAAGGCACCGGGCCCAGCCUAUAUAGACUGUGACCCCAAACUGGAGGCCGAGGUGGUGAAGCCAGACAAAUGUGGCAAACUCAAAAACCCUGCUGGACCCUUCAGGGAGUGUAUCGGUGUGGUGAAUCCCACUCCGUUCUUCCAGAGCUGUGUGUAUGACAUGUGCCAGUUCCAAGGCCAGCAGCAUGUGCUGUGUGACCAGCUCCAGGCCUACACCGACGCCUGCCAGAGCGCCGGAGCCAAAGUCCACCCGUGGAGGACUCCAAGCUUCUGUCCCCUGGCCUGUCCUCCCAACAGCUCCUACUCCCUGUGUGUGAGUUCGUGUCCGGAGACGUGUCUGGGUGUGUCCGGACCCCCCGGCUGCGAGGACCUGUGUGUGGAGGGCUGCGAGUGUAAGCCGGGCUUCAUCCUCAGCAACGACAAGUGUGUGUCCCUGAAAGACUGCGGCUGCGUGGACCCCAGUGGAUCCUAUCACCCUGUGGAUGAUAACUGGUACCUGGAGGGUUGUGAGCAGAAGUGUGUGUGUCACAGCGGAGGUUUGAUCCAGUGUCACAACAGCAGCUGUAAGCCGACCACUGAGAGCUGCCAGCUCCACGACGGAGAAUAUGAAUGUCGUCCUCUGGGACCAACUACACCUAAACCUACAACUCCAGGACCAACUACACCUAAACCAACAACUCCAGGACCAACUACACCUAAACCUACAACUCCAGGACCAACUACACCUAAACCUACAACUCCAGGACCAACUACACCUAAACCUACAACUCCAGGACCAACUACACCUAAACCAACAACUCCAGGACCAACUACACCUAAACCUACAACUCCAGGACCAACCACAGCCAAGCCACCAAAACCAUGCCCUCCUGAUGCAGAUUAUAUAGAAUGUGGCCCAGCUUGUAUCCCCACCUGUAUGGAACCCUCCACCAACUGUUCUGGCUCCUGUAUCAGUGGCUGCUUCUGCAGACCAGGGUUUGUCUUCAAAGGACGGCACUGUGUGCCAUUGGAGAAAUGUGGCUGUCUGGACGGCCAGAAUAACUAUUAUGAGCCUGGCGAGAUCAUAUUUGGAGAUGGCUGCUCAACGCUGUGUCGCUGUGCAGGGAACUACUCUUUGGAAUGUGUCGAUAACUCCUGUGACCCUACUGAAGAGUGCCGCAAGGUCAAUGGUGUUUCAGGCUGCUAUCCUAAAGGUACCUCCACAUGCGUAGCGUCUGGUGAUCCCCACUACACCACUUUUGACAAACGCAACUACAACUUCAUGGGCAACUGCAGCUACUUGAUGUCUGGACCCUGUAAUACAACAACUCUGCCAUUCUUUGAGGUCCAUGCCGACAAUGAAAAUCGCUUUAACACACCCACCAUCUCCUAUGUGAAGGCCGUACAUGUAUAUGUGCGCAUGUUGAAGAUCUCCAUCCUCAAAGGUGGCACUGUGCAGGUGAAUGGGACCAAUGUAAACGUGCCAGUGUCUCCGGCCCCUGGUGUCUCUGUGUUCAAGUCAGGAAAGUUCUACACUGUAGCCAUGGACUUUGGUGUGACUGUUCGUUACGAUGGAAACCACUUCAUGGACAUCAAAGUGAUCAAAGACUAUGAGAACCAGCUGUGUGGCCUGUGUGGAGAUUACGAUGGAGAUGCCAAAGAUGACUUCCGUAAACCAGAUGGAUCGUUGACCAACAAUGCCAAUGACUUUGGACACAGCUGGAACACCGAUUCAGAGUGUAAUAAGAAACCCAACACCACCAUCCCUGAGUGUGAUGGAGAGCAAGAACUGUAUGAGAGCUCUGGAUACUGUGGCAUCCUGCUGGACAAAAAGGGUCCCUUCGCUGUGUGCCACCCCAAAGUCAACCCAAAUAAUUACUUCAAGGACUGUGUCUUUGACCUGUGUGCGCUGGAUGGAGCCAAGCCCGUUCUGUGUGAAGCCAUAGAAGCCUACGUCAACGAAUGCCAGGACCGCGGGGUGAACAUCGGACCCUGGAGGAAUAGCACCUUCUGCCCUCUGGACUGCGGCCCAAACAGCCACUAUGAGCCCUGUGCAGACCCCUGUCAGGAGACGUGUACUGGGAAACCUCCCUCCUGCAGUGGGCCCUGCUCUGAAAGCUGUGUGUGUGAUCCUGGCUACGUCCUGAGUGCCGGCAAGUGUGUCAGAAAGAGUUCUUGUGGCUGCAACUACAACGGCCAGUAUUAUGAGCCUGGAGACGAGUUUUAUCAGGCGGACUGUAUGUUGAAGUGUAAGUGCGAUGCUCCCUUCGUUACCUGUGUGGCCUCUGAAUGUCCUCCAAUGCACGAGUGUAAACACCAGGAUGGAGAGCUGGGCUGCUAUCCCACCAGCUCUCAGGACUGUGUGGUGUCUGGAGAUCCUCACUACAACACGUUUGACAAAAAGUUCUACAGCUUCAUGGGAACAUGUACCUACACCCUGGCCAGAACCUGCAAGAACACCACAGGUCCCUGGUUCUCAGUGGAGGGGAAGAAUGAGGAGAGAGGAAUGCCAGGGUUGUCCUACCUGAGAAAGCUCUACGUGACUGUGAAUGGAAUCACUGUGACCCUGAUGAAGGCCAGGAGGACGCUGGUGAACGGACUGCGAGUGUCCCUCCCUCACUCCCCCUCCCCUCUCAUCUCUCUCAGUCUGGCCGGCCAGUACAUCACCCUGCAGACGCCCUUCGGCCUCCGGGUGCGCUGGGAUGGAAACCAUUACGCCCAGAUCUCAGUUCCCAGCUCCUACCACGACCAGAUGUGCGGCCUCUGCGGCGACUACGACGGGAACCCAAACAACGACUUCACCAAGCCAGAUGGCACUCUGGGAGGCAACGUCAACGACUUCGGCAACAGCUGGCAGACAAAAGAAGACGAGGAUGACUCGUGUAGCCAAGGCACCGGGCCCAGCCCAGACUGUGACCCCAAACUGGAGGCCGAGGUGGUGAAGCCAGACAAAUGUGGCAAACUCAAAGACCCUGCUGGACCCUUCAGGGAGUGUAUCGGUGUGGUGAAUCCCACUCCGUUCUUCCAGAGCUGUGUGUAUGACAUGUGCCAGUUCCAAGGCCAGCAGCAUGUGCUGUGUGACCAGCUCCAGGCCUACACCGACGCCUGCCAGAGCGCCGGAGCCAAAGUCCACCCGUGGAGGACUCCAAGCUUCUGUCCCCUGGCCUGUCCUCCCAACAGCUCCUACUCCCUGUGUGUGAGUUCGUGUCCGGAGACGUGUCUGGGUGUGUCCGGACCCCCCGGCUGCGAGGACCUGUGUGUGGAGGGCUGCGAGUGUAAGCCGGGCUUCAUCCUCAGCAACGACAAGUGUGUGUCCCUGAAAGACUGCGGCUGCGUGGACCCCAGUGGAUCCUAUCACCCUGUGGAUGAUAACUGGUACCUGGAGGGUUGUGAGCAGAAGUGUGUGUGUCACAGCGGAGGUUUGAUCCAGUGUCACAACAGCAGCUGUAAGCCGACCACUGAGAGCUGCCAGCUCCACGACGGAGAAUAUGAAUGUCGUCCUCUGGGACCAACUACACCUAAACCUACAACUCCAGGACCAACUACACCUAAACCUACAACUCCAGGACCAACCACAGCCAAGCCACCAAAACCAUGCCCUCCUGAUGCAGAUUAUAUAGAAUGUGGCCCAGCUUGUAUCCCCACCUGUAUGGAACCCUCCACCAACUGUUCUGGCUCCUGUAUCAGUGGCUGCUUCUGCAGACCAGGGUUUGUCUUCAAAGGACGGCACUGUGUGCCAUUGGAGAAAUGUGGCUGUCUGGACGGCCAGAAUAACUAUUAUGAGCCAGGCGAGAUCAUAUUUGGAGAUGGCUGCUCAACGCUGUGUCGCUGUGCAGGGAACUACUCUUUGGAAUGUGUCGAUAACUCCUGUGACCCUACUGAAGAGUGCCGCAAGGUCAAUGGUGUUUCAGGCUGCUAUCCUAAAGGUACCUCCACAUGCGUAGCGACUAGUGAUCCCCACUACACCACUUUUGACAAACGCAACUACAACUUCAUGGGCAACUGCAGCUACUUGAUGUCUGGACCCUGUAAUACAACAACUCUGCCAUUCUUUGAGGUCCAUGCCGACAAUGAAAAUCGCUUUAACACGCCCACCAUCUCCUAUGUGAAGGCCGUACAUGUAUAUGUGCGCAUGUUGAAGAUCUCCAUCCUCAAAGGUGGCACUGUGCAGGUGAAUGGGACCAAUGUAAACGUGCCAGUGUCUCCGGCCCCUGGUGUCUCUGUGUUCAAGUCAGGAAAGUUCUACACUGUAUCCAUGGACUUUGGUGUGACUGUUCGUUACGAUGGAAACCAUUUCAUGGACAUCAAAGUGAUCAAAGACUAUGAGAACCAGCUGUGUGGCCUGUGUGGAGAUUACGAUGGAGAUGCCAAAGAUGACUUCCGUAAACCAGAUGGAUCGUUGACCGACAAUGCCAAUGACUUUGGACACAGCUGGAACACCGAUUCAGAGUGUAAUAAGAAACCCAACACCACCAUCCCUGAGUGUGAUGGAGAGCAAGAACUGUAUGAGAGCUCUGGAUACUGUGGCAUCCUGCUGGACAAAAAGGGUCCCUUCGCUGUGUGCCACCCCAAAGUCAACCCAAAUAAUUACUUCAAGGACUGUGUCUUUGACCUGUGUGCGCUGGAUGGAGCCAAGCCCGUUCUGUGUGAAGCCAUAGAAGCCUACGUCAACGAAUGCCAGGACCGCGGGGUGAACAUCGGACCCUGGAGGAAUAGCACCUUCUGCCCUCUGGACUGCGGCCCAAACAGCCACUAUGAGCCCUGUGCAGACCCCUGUCAGGAGACGUGUACUGGGAAACCUCCCUCCUGCAGUGGGCCCUGCUCUGAAAGCUGUGUGUGUGAUCCUGGCUACGUCCUGAGUGCCGGCAAGUGUGUCAGAAAGAGUUCUUGUGGCUGCAACUACAACGGCCAGUAUUAUGAGCCUGGAGACGAGUUUUAUCAGGCGGACUGUAUGUUGAAGUGUAAGUGCGAUGCUCCCUUCGUUACCUGUGUGGCCUCUGAAUGUCCCCCAAUGCACGAGUGUAAACACCAGGAUGGAGAGCUGGGCUGCUAUCCCACCAGCUCUCAGGACUGUGUGGUGUCUGGAGAUCCUCACUACAACACGUUUGACAAAAAGUUCUACAGCUUCAUGGGAACAUGUACCUACACCCUGGCCAGAACCUGCAAGAACACCACAGGUCCCUGGUUCUCAGUGGAGGGGAAGAAUGAGGAGAGAGGAAUGCCAGGGUUGUCCUACCUGAGAAAGCUCUACGUGACUGUGAAUGGAAUCACUGUGACCCUGAUGAAGGCCAGGAGGACGCUGGUCAACGGACGGCGAGUGUCCCUCCCUCACUCCCCCUCCCCUCUCAUCUCUCUCAGUCUGGCCGGCCAGUACAUCACCCUGCAGACGCCCUUCGGCCUCCGGGUGCGCUGGGAUGGAAACCAUUACGCCCAGAUCUCAGUUCCCAGCUCCUACCACGACCAGAUGUGCGGCCUCUGCGGCGACUACGACGGGAACCCAAACAACGACUUCACCAAGCCAGAUGGCACUCUGGGAGGCAACGUCAACGACUUCGGCAACAGCUGGCAGACAAAAGAAGACGAGGAUGACUCGUGUAGCCAAGGCACCGGGCCCAGCCCAGACUGUGACCCCAAACUGGAGGCUGAGGUGGUGAAGCCAGACAAAUGUGGCAAACUCAAAGACCCUGCUGGACCCUUCAGGGAGUGUAUCGGUGUGGUGAAUCCCACUCCGUUCUUCCAGAGCUGUGUGUAUGACAUGUGCCAGUUCCAAGGCCAGCAGCAUGUGCUGUGUGACCAGCUCCAGGCCUACACCGACGCCUGCCAGAGCGCCGGAGCCAAAGUCCACCCGUGGAGGACUCCAAGCUUCUGUCCCCUGGCCUGUCCUCCCAACAGCUCCUACUCCCUGUGUGUGAGUUCGUGUCCGGAGACGUGUCUGGGUGUGUCCGGACCCCCCGGCUGCGAGGACCUGUGUGUGGAGGGCUGCGAGUGUAAGCCGGGCUUCAUCCUCAGCAACGACAAGUGUGUGUCCCUGAAAGACUGCGGCUGCGUGGACCCCAGUGGAUCCUAUCACCCUGUGGAUGAUAACUGGUACCUGGAGGGUUGUGAGCAGAAGUGUGUGUGUCACAGCGGAGGUUUGAUCCAGUGUCACAACAGCAGCUGUAAGCCGACCACUGAGAGCUGCCAGCUCCACGACGGAGAAUAUGAAUGUCGUCCUCUGGGAAAUGGUAUGUGCUCAGUAUGUGGCGAUCCCCACUACACCACCUUUGACAAACACACCCACCAUUAUAUGGGAGCGUGCUCCUACACCCUGUCCAAACCAUGCAACGCCUCCUCCGGCAUGCCCUACUUCACCGUGGACACCCAGAACGAGCACAGAGGGAGCAGUAAGAAGAUUUCCUACGUCAAGGCCGUGGUGAUCAAUGUGAGCGGUGUGAAGGUCAUCCUCUGCAAGGGUCGCACACUCCAGGUCAAUGGGACGGUGGUUGUUCCCCCCGUCACCUCCAUCAGCGGACUAAAAAUCUACCUGAGCGGCAAGUUUGUUGUCCUGGAGACAUCCUUCGGCCUGAGGGUGCGUUUCGAUGGCAACCACCAUGCUGACGUCACCGUGCCGACCUCCUACAAUGGCCUGCUCUGUGGCAUGUGUGGAAAUUUUAACGGAAACUCCAAAGAUGACAACUUGAAACCAGACAAUAAACCGGCCGCUAACACCAAUGAACUGGGAGACAGCUGGCUGGUUCCUGACCCCCGGCCAGACUGCACCAACGGGGGAGGGGCGGACGACUGUGACAAAAAGGUGGAGGAGGAGGCCAAGAAGCCCACCAGCUGCGGCAUGAUCACCGAUCCCAAUGGUAUCUUUAAGCCGUGCCACUCGGUCGUGCCUCCCGAGCUGUACUUUGGAAACUGUGUGUACGACAUGUGUGCCACCGGUGGUCAGACCGUGGCUCUGUGCCAGGCCAUUGAGAGCUACGCCGACAUGUGUGCUGCUGCCGGAAAACCCAUUGCAUGGAGAAACAACACCUUCUGUCCUCUUAAGUGCCCCCCUGGCAGUCAGUACAACCCGUGCGGCCCCGCCUGCUCCCAGCCCAGCUGUCAGGACCCCGUGAGCCCCGGCGGCUCCUGCAACCAGCCCUGUGUGGAGGGAUGCGUCUGCAACCCUGGCUUGGUCCUCAGCGGAGACAAAUGCGUCCCGCUCAGCGAGUGCGGAUGUACCGACCGAGAUGGACACUACAGGCCGGUGGGAGAUAGUUGGUUCACAGAGAAGGACUGCUCCGAGCGCUGCAAGUGUAACGGCAACAAAAACAUCACCUGCGAGCCGUGGCAGUGCAGCCCGGCCCAGGAGUGUAAAGUUGUAGAAGGAGUGCUGGAUUGCCAUUCUACAGGGAAAGGAGUGUGCCACGUGGCUGGAGAUCCUCACUACUACACCUUUGAUGGUGUGAUGCACACGUACAUGGGCACGUGCACUUACACUCUGGUGGAGGUGUGUAACACCACCAAGGUAACUCCCUUCAAGAUCGUGGCUAAAAACGAGGAGCGCGGUCAGCCAGAGGCCUCCUAUGUCCGCUCUGUCACAGUCUACCUUCCUCAUGAUACUGUGGUUGAGCUGCAGAAGAGCCGCAGAGUUCUGCUGAAUGAGCGGCGGGUGCGAACCCCGGUUUCCGUUGACGUGGCCGGAGCCAAGGUGAUAACCAGCGGAUCCUACAGUCUGCUGGACACAAACUUUGGUCUGCAGGUCAAGUUUGACGGAGUCCAUCACCUGGAGAUUACUGUUCCUGGAGAAUACUAUAACAAGCUGUGCGGAAUGUGUGGGAACUACAACCACAACUCCUCCGAUGACAACCUGAUGCCCAACAAGAAGCCAGCCAAGGAUGUGAUUGAACUGGGCAACAGCUGGAAAUCAGACGGAGACAGUGAUCCUGGCUGUCAGCCAGACACCCGUCCAGACGUCCACCCCAACUGCACGGCAGAGGAGGAGAAGCGGUUCGAGGCUCAGUGUGCCGAGGUCAUCCUCUCCGACCGCUUCAAGCCCUGCCACUCCUUCGUGCCCCCCGAGGCCUUCCUGGGUAACUGCGUCUACGACAUGUGCGAGUACGACGGCAUGCAGGCCACUCUCUGUGACAACGUGGAGGCCUACGCUCAGGCCUGUCAGAGUGCCGGAGUCACCAUCAGCUGGAGGAACAACACAUUCUGUCCCAUGCCCUGCCCUCCCAAAAGCCACUACUCUGACUGCACCGCCCCCUGCCCCCCCACCUGCUCCGACCUCUUCCCCAUCUUCUGCCACCUCCCCCCAACCACCUGUGUGGAGGGCUGCCAGUGUGACGCCGGCUUCGUCCUCAGCGACAACGUGUGCGUUCCUCUGGACAAAUGUGGCUGUGUGGACUCAGAUGGAGAGUACCAUGAUGUGGGAGACUCGUGGCUGACAAAUAGAUGUACCGACAGGUGUACCUGUAACCUCGGCGGCAAAAUCACGUGUAAGGACCACAGCUGUAACUCCAACUCAGUGUGUGGCCUGGACAAGAAUGGAGACCUGAUCUGCAAACCCACCAAGUUUGACAAGUGCAGCAUCCAAGGGGAUCCUCACCACCGAACAUUUGAUGGUUUCACCCAUCACUUCCAAGGCGCCUACACCUACGUCCUGACUCAGAGCUACGACAAGGACAACUCCCUGACUCCGCUGGUGGUGAGGGGGAAGAACAUCAGGCGCGGGGGGAACCAGAGGAUCUCCCUCCUGGAUCAGAUGUACAUCGACGUUUAUGGUUUCAACGUUCGCUUCCUGCAGAAGAAGCAAGUCCUGGUGAAUGGGGAGCGUGUGGCCCCCCCUCUAAAUCCAGUUGCCGGUUUGACCAUCACGAUGAACUCCAUGCAAGUCCAGCUCACCACUGACUUUGGACUCACGGUUCGCUUUGACGGCAACUACCGCGGAGAGAUCAUACUGCCCAGCACCUAUAAGAACUCUGUCAGAGGGCUGUGCGGAAACUAUGACGGCGUCACCAGAAACGAGUACAUUAAGCCUGACGGAACGCUGGUCCGGGACCUGAACACGUUCGGAGAAAGCUGGAGGGUCAGUGAGCGGCAGGCGGGCGGACUGAGAACCUCCGACCUUCCUCACACAGUCCACAGGCGCGAGGCGGAGACUGAUCUGGAUUCAGGAUUUGAGACAUCGGACUGCUCCCAGUCUCAGCUCAAUAACUACCUCAGUGUGGCUAAGUGUGGAGCGCUGUCUCACUCCGAGGGGCCGUUUGCUGCCUGCCACAAAGCCCUGGAACCUCAAACCUACCAGGAUGACUGUGUGUUUGACCUGUGUGCUGAGGAUGGCAGUGCAGUGCUGCUUUGUGCCAGUUAUGAAGCGUACGCUGCAGCGUGUCAAGAGGCCGGAGUCAAACUGGAGCCCUGGAGGCAGCAGCUGGGCUGUGUCCUGUCCUGUGACGCCAACAGCACCUACUCCCCCUGCAUGUCCCCUUGCCCCGCCUCCUGCGCCGACCUGGCAGCACCCUCCGAGUGUGACAUCACUUCCUGCAUGGAGGGCUGCCAGUGUGCCGCCGGCUUCGUCAUGAGCGGGGGAAGCUGCGUGCCGUACACGCAGUGUGGCUGCACCUUCCUCAGCAGAUACUACACUCUGAACGAGAAGUUUGUGACCGAGGACUGUUCCCAGGCCUGUGAAUGCACCAGCCUGGGCGCCGUGUGCCAGCCCAAGACCUGCCAGAGCGGAGACGUCUGCACCGUCUACAACUUCAAACGGGACUGCUACAGAGCGAGCCCUUGCCUCAGCUACCCCUGUCAGAACGGAGGAACAUGCCAGGAGGCCAGCAACCGCACAUACACCUGUCAGUGUGCAGAGGGCUUCGAGGGCUCCAACUGCGAGGUGGAGAAAACACCAAGCGGAGGACUGGAAACCAAGUGGAUCAUCCUGAUCGCGGUCCUGGCCGCUGUCGCCGUCAUCGCCAUCGUGACCGCCAUCGCGUGCGCUUGCAGACAGAGAUCCAAGUCACAAGUUUAUGUAAUUCACAAGCAGCAGUCGUCUCACAGUGGGAAAAACAAGCACAAGAAGGAGAUCAGCCUGACGGCAACAAGUGUCCCAUAUAAAAACAUAGAUGACCAAAGGAAUGAAAAAGUGACUCCUAUGUGAUGACAAAGUGUGUAACCUGAAUGUAACAAACGCCUGCUGUAUGAGGCCAACAUUAACAAUAUGUUCUGAAGCAUAUUCAGCCGGCCUCCAAAGAAUAACUCUGUCAGAAAUGAAGGAAGUCUUGUGAGAGUUGUGAAUAUUAUAGAUAUUGUUCAUAUGCCCAUGUUUUGCUACUUGUGCUUUUGAAGAUGUCAUUUUAAUGUGCGUUUCAUUAACAGAGAAGUGGAAAUCUCUCUGUGUGCCUUUUUAAGUGUAUUUUUGGAAUGAAAUGCGUGCAAAAAAAAAAGUGUCUUUGUUAAAAUGUUAAAAAGUGUUUUUAAUUCUUACAGAUUACAGAGAUUUUGACCAUUCCCAUGCACCUAUAUGCUCAAGACAAGACAAUCUAUUUAUUUAGUUUAGAUUAAUCCCAUACUUUUUCAUCUCUAAUUUGCAUCCAUCAAAUAUUUUGUAUCACAGAGCCCCAAAAUGUUCCAGAACAUUUCCAUCUCGCCUUUCAUCCAAUACUCUGAAGUGCAGUAAAAAAUAAA
Molecule: messenger RNA, 16013 nt
Organism: Perca flavescens (yellow perch)
Lineage: Eukaryota; Metazoa; Chordata; Actinopteri; Perciformes; Percidae
Gene: zanl
Product: zonadhesin, like
Exons: 102
Coding region: 1-15486 (5161 amino acids)
Cellular component (GO): extracellular matrix; membrane
Molecular function (GO): protein binding
Source: RefSeq, a predicted model, not a curated record